AUGAGCGCUGAAUGCAGCAGUUACUACAGCGCAGACGGGGUAUUUGUGGACUCUUUCUCCUGCCCUAAACCUGGAAAUGCUGCCGCUGCCAUCUACUGUUGUGGAUUUAACGAUAUUAAGUAUUGCUGUGACGAUGCCAACAGUUUUUUCCCGUACGAGUACGGGUACAUGUGGUGGCUGAGUAUAGGUGCUCUGGUCGGUCUGUCUAUUGCAGCGGUCGUCCUCCUUGCCUUCCUCAUCACCGUGUGUGUCCUCUGUUACCUCUUUAUCGUCACCAAACCCAGUCGUCGUCUUGACAACGGCCUGCCCCUAAGAGCGCCAGAUCCCAGUGAAGGACCGAGUCAUGUGAGAGCGACCUGUGCUGCUGCUCCACAAAGAUUCAAAAAUCCCUUCAUGAACAGGAAGGUGGAUUGUGACAAUCAGUCGCCGGACCCCGAGCACCUUUUCCAGAGGUGUUUCACACCCACAGUCACUGGAGUGAAAGUGGAAAGUCCUUCAUAAAUGACUUCUUAUUUAAAAUAAGAACAGCAGCACACUGUCAAUGAGGCAAAUCAAUCAGGAAGCAGGCCUGUGGUUCCAGUGGACGACUAGGAACGAGAGGAGAGCUUCUGAUAUAAAGUGAGCACUUCAGUGCGGUGGCUGUGAGGAAUAAAUACUGAGUAAUACUGCACUAAAGGCUCUCAAGUCUCUCGCCUUGGUGACAUUUUUCAUGCAUUAACUUUAUCCUCAUGGCUUCCUCAUGAGUAGAAAUUACUUAUCCUCCUACUUAUCUUUCCGGAAAAGAAUGCAUACAAUUGGCUUUAUGAAAGGCAAAGAAUCAUUAAGAGCACAUGAAUCAUGGAGGUUUUUACAUCAAGGACAUGCAGUUCAGUUCACAUUUAUGUGUUGAAGAUGUUGCAUUUGGGUCAGAGGACGACAGCAAGCAUAUGAAGUCAGGAGGCACCCUGA
Messenger RNA from Archocentrus centrarchus (flier cichlid), 948 nucleotides. Its product is annotated as protein shisa-like-2A. The record is from RefSeq and is a predicted model, not a curated record. The coding region runs from base 1 to 501 and encodes 166 amino acids. Lineage: Eukaryota; Metazoa; Chordata; Actinopteri; Cichliformes; Cichlidae. The transcript is spliced from 3 exons.